AUGUGGAGCCCCGCCCACGCGAGCCCAGGAGGCCCCAGCAUCGGCCGCCAGGGGACCAGCAGGGCAGCUUCCGCCCCGCCCACGCGAGCCCACGUGCACCCCCAGGAGGCCCCAGCAUCGGCCGCCCGGGGGCCCCGCAGGGCAGCUUCCGCCCCGCCCACGCGAGCCCACGUGCACCCCGCCCACGCGAGCCCACGCACACCCCCAGGAGGCCCCAGCAUCCGCCGCCCGGGGGCCCAGCAGGGCAGCUUCCGCCCCGCCCACGCGAGCCCACGUGCACCCCCAGGAGGCCCCAGCAUCGGCCGCCUGGGGGCCCAGCAGGGCAGCUUCCGCCCCCGCCCACGCGAGCCCACGUGCACCCCGCCCACGCGAGCCCACGCACACCCCCAGGAGGCCCCAGCAUCGGCCGCCGGGGGCCCAGCAGGGCAGCUUCCGCCCCCGCCCACGCGAGCCCACGUGCACCCCGCCCACGCGCACCCCGCCCAUGUGGAGCCCCCGCCCACGCGAGCCCACGCGCACCCCGCCCAUGUGGAGCCCCCGCCCACGCGAGCCCACGUGCACCCCGCCUAUGUGGAGCCCCCGCCCACGCGCGCCCCGAUGGCCGGCUUCGGCCGCUCUGGUGAGAGGCAGGGUCCUGGCCGGAAGGAGAGACCUGGCCUCUGGGGACCAAAGGACGCGGCGUGGGAGAGGCGCGGCUCCCGCGUUCACCAGGCCAGCGGGGCCGGGGCCGAGGGCGGCCAGGGCUGCCCGGGGCCAGGGGCACAGCCGUCGUGGCCGCGUUCUCGGCCGCCCCGCGAGGCUGCCCAGCCGCGUGCGCCCGAGCGAGCGAGGCUCGAGCGCGUCCCCGAGCUCGCGCACGCGCGCGUGGGGGGGCCCGCGCCUCGCACCUGCGGGCGGGGCGGGGCGGGGCCGGCACAGUCCCCGCCCACCCCGGCCGAGCGCCCGCAGCCCGGGCGGAACCGAGCGGCGGGGCCCGAGCGGCCGGCGGCGCGGCGCGGCGCGGCGCAGACAAUGGGAGCGGCGCGGGCGGCGGCGGCCCGGGCGGCGGCCAGCGCCGCGCAGCCCCGGGCCCGGCGCGGACGGGAGGCCGCGCCAUGA
Molecule: messenger RNA, 1098 nt
Organism: Lepus europaeus (European hare)
Lineage: Eukaryota; Metazoa; Chordata; Mammalia; Lagomorpha; Leporidae
Exons: 2
Coding region: 1-1098 (365 amino acids)
Source: RefSeq, a predicted model, not a curated record